Messenger RNA from Effrenium voratum, 1107 nucleotides. NCBI's taxonomy places the organism in Eukaryota, Dinophyceae, Suessiales, Symbiodiniaceae. The record is from the annotation of a GenBank genome assembly.
GUUUCUCUCCUGGAUCUAGGCCAAUAGCUGAUCUGCCUUAUCUGCCAGCGCGGCUCGAACAAGUGGCAGUUGCUCAUCCACAUUCACACGUCAAUGGACAGCUCCCACGAAAUGAACUUCAGUGAAUUGAGCGAUGCGGUGUAUAAGGCUUUGCCUUCUAAAUGCUGGGAGGGUGACAAGGCUUACCGCGAAUGGGCACUCGAUACGGCAGUCAAGGAGAAGUUUCAAUGGUCUGUGGAAGACUACAAGAAACAGGGCUUUGCGCGAAGGUAUACUUUCCAGCUCUUCGUUGAUCGUGCAAAGGCUACCUGGAAGCUUAUGCAAAAGGUGGUCGAAACAUUUCAGCCGGAGCUGGGAGAGGGCACUCAGAUCUUUGACUUUGGCGCAGGGCCUGGAUGUGCAACAGCAGGCGUGGCUAGCUUCUUGCACCACCGCAACAUGUCUGCAAGUGUCAACGCUUCCCUUUUUGACCCGGCAGAAUGGGCACCUGCAGUGGAGGCAUUGACGUCUUCACUCUCCUGGAUGAAUGCGGACUUCCGCUGUCGCGACAAUCUGCAGGAGAUGCUGACAAGCUUCAAGGAGCGAGUUCAGGAGUCCGAUGGGCGCUUUAUCGUCAUCCUGAGUCAUGUGUUGCGGGACUUUGAAGGACGUCACCUGUUUCUGGCAGGGCCUGAAGGAAGCUGCGCAAGGCAAGCCUGUCCUCGCACUCAUUGUGGAAAGAUUUGAUUGCCAGAAGCUCCUACCCGAAGGCCGUAAACUCAUUCUCGAGAGGUCUGGUUGCCAGAAGGGCCGUCAUGGUUCUCUUCUGUCUUCUUCUCCCACUCAAGACAAGCCGCCAAAAGAAGAACGUGGGAAGGACUGGUGCGCAGCGGUGGUUGUGCAAGAGAAGCUUCCACCAUGUAGCCCGAAGAGCCGCAUGGCGCAAGUCAGCUGCCCAACAGUUCGGUGAAGCAGAAGAAGGCCUCGCACAAAGGACGUCCUGCAUAACCCUUUGUACGGGAACUGCUCUACCCGUUUUUAAUAGGAAGAUAACAGUGAGCGGUUUCCACUCAGUACAGCCCAUGGUUUUUUUUCUUCUCCAAAUGAGUACAGAUCAAAAGGCCAACA